ACAUCCUGUCAAACAUCCUAUCCCAUCAUGCACUGCGUGGAAUCAUGGAUCAAAUUGAUAUCGAUUUGCAAGGUACAGAUGGCUCAGGGUCCUUAGGAGGUCCUGAUGUCCGUAGACAGAUCCCAAUAAAGUUGCUGUCCAAGCAAGCUGUGAGAAGCAAACCCCCUGUCCGGCCUCAGCGAUCCACAAGCAGAUUGCUCCCAAAAGGAGAUGAAGAGGGCUUUAGCUACAAGCAAGAAGAGAGAUUUGAGUGCAAGUCAGGGGAUGCAUUUGGCAGCCAGCGCAGAUUCCCUCAUCCCCUAUUCUGGGACUAUAAACUCCAUCUGGUGGGAGAGAAGGAUGAUACACCUAUUCAUUGCUGUGACAAGUGUGGGCUGCCCAUAAAAAUCUAUGGUCGUAUGAUUCCCUGCAAGCAUGUAUUCUGCUACGAAUGUGCUGUGCUUUAUGAGAAGAAGAAUGACAAGAUGUGUCCAGGUUUGACCCUGUACAGCUGCACCGACCCAGUCCAGCGCAUCGAGCAGUGUCUGCGUGGGUCUCUGUACAUGUGCAGUGUGGUGCAGGGAUGCAAGCGCACCUACCUGUCCCAGCGAGACCUGCAGGCCCACAUCAACCACCGCCACGUGAGGGCAGCCAAGCCGUGCAGCUCCCGAGGCGAGCCUCCGCACGCGCCACUGGCUGCCGACCCUCCGGACCGAUUCCGCCUGCCCCCGCCCCCGCACCUGCCCAAGCCACACCCCUUGAUCCCGCCUCCGCUGCAGGGCCACGAGUCCUACGGCCAGCCUACAGCUGCGCCCCCCUCCCUCUCCCCCUCGCCCACAGACCUGGCGGCAGCCUCGCGGGCUCUCGCACAGGAGACCUUCCGGAUUGCCGCGAUGUCCACGCGCAAGCACAGUAACCUCAUCACGGUGCCCAUCCAGGACGACUCCGCCAGUGUGCCCGCUCCGACGCGUGACGGUCUCCCCCAGACGCCCCCCGGACUGCCCCUGGCUCACCACCAUCCGGCCGAGUACCCGGCGCAGCCUGUCGUGUCCCACCCUCACCACAUGAUGGCGCCGCCGCAGCAGCAGCAUUACGGACCUCCGCCGCCACCCCCGCCUCUCAGCCACCCCAUGCAGCAUCCGCCCCGUCAGAGCUCUGGGACGCCGCACCUGGUGUACAACCAGGCCCCACCCAUGUCCUCUGGACCUCUACCCAUCACCCCACCCCCAGGACACAUCAUUAGUCAGUUGCCCCCCUAUAUGAACCACCCCCCACCCGGGGCUUUACCACAGCAUGGAGGGCCUGUCAGUGCCCCACCACCUCACCACUACAACCCCAGCUCUAUGCAGCAGGACCAGGGCACCCUAAGUCCACCCUUUACCCAGCCUGGAGGGCUCAGCCCAGGGCUAUGGCCGGCUCCCAGGGGCCCGCACCCUCCCCACAUGCAGGGCCCUCCUCCCCAAGCCCAGAUCCCUGGACCUCAUCAUCCUGAUCAAUCACGAUACAGACCAUAUUAUCAAUAGCCUCGCGCCCCUGUCUGGCCACCUCUAAUUGACUUGGUGUGAUAUGCUUGUGCUUGUGCAUGUGUGUGUGUGUGUGUGUGUGUGUGAGAAAGAGAGACUAUGGGUGUUAAUAAUGCACUAGAGGGAAAGUUAUGUAUCAAUAAAGGUCUUGGUGAUGAUGGAUUUCGCUAGACUUCCUGCCUCUAUGAUGGUAUUUCAUACUACAUGAUACUCAUGCUGAAACAUUCACUUAAUGUUGAAGUGUUCACAGCUAUACUUUGCCAGCUAGACAGCUAGACUUCAGUGAAUGUAUUGUUUCCUUGGCAAUAAAUUUUAAGUUGUA
Alosa sapidissima (American shad) is the source of this 1824-nucleotide messenger RNA. RefSeq names its product E3 ubiquitin-protein ligase Hakai. Gene Ontology annotation, biological process: regulation of cell adhesion; protein ubiquitination. The record is from RefSeq and is a predicted model, not a curated record. Gene Ontology annotation, molecular function: ubiquitin protein ligase activity. Lineage: Eukaryota; Metazoa; Chordata; Actinopteri; Clupeiformes; Clupeidae.